GUUGAAGAGGAUAAAUGACUUCUUCUGCGCUCUGUUGUAAAUUCAAUUCAAAACCACAGAAACGGAGGAGUCUACUCUGGCAGACAUGUGCCCGAAGAGAGAUUACCGUCUAAACGUGUACGGUCUGCUGUUGAUUUUCGGUUCUCUGCUGACGGAGACCCGCGGUCAAGGAAAGAGCAGGAACAGUGGCGGGGUCGCGGGGGCAGCAGGAGGGCACAGCCCGUUUCCCACGCCGCAGGAUCCGGAAGGUGAGAUCAGCCCGGCCACAACAGCUCCUCCGGUUAGCUUCCACAGCCACCACCCGCUCCUGGGAGAGUUCAUCCACGAAAGGCUGCUGAAGAAGGAUUUCCUGGGCCAGCAGCAUUUCUUCUCCAAUGGGGAGGCUGCUGGGCGUCCUACACUUCCCACGGCCGACUCGUACGCGGGCGGGGACCCCUCGACCAAGCUGGUGCCACACGAGGAUGCACCAGCCUUCUCGGACAUUGCCACUACCACCACCAUGGCCACUACUUCCCCCAUGACCACGAUGGCCACCACAGCCCAGGAGUCUGCAGCUUCCCUGGCCCAGAGUGGAGCAGGGAAGAACCAGGGGAGACCCACGGAGAUGGAGAUGGAGAGGGUGGAAAUGACCUUGGAGUCCCUGACCACCCCCGUCAUCCAGCUCACUGCCUCCAACGUCCAUGGCAACAGCCCCGCCCUUGCCACACCCACUGGGGAGGGGCCUGUCAGUACCGGCGGGGUAACCGCGGCGACCAGCCUUGCCGUCUCAGCCCUCACCGAGUCAGUGAGAAGUGAAGCAGCUCACACCCAACAGCCCAUCGCUGAGCAGAACAUGGGUACUGCCAGCGAGAUCACAGCAAUGACGUCGUCCUCCUCCUCGGGGGAGACCGACGAAGAGACCACCACAACCACUAUCAUCACCACCACCAUCAUCACCACAAUGCAGACGCCAGUUCCCUGUAAUUCAAACUUCACUGCCCCAGAGGGCUACAUUGAGUCACCCAGGCCGUCCAGUGUCUGGUACUACUCCAGCAUGGACUGCACUUACUCCGUCACAAGUUUCCUGGGAUACGGAGUGGAAAUCCAGGUGCUGAACGUCAGCCUGUCCGAGGGGGAGACCGUGACGCUGGAGGACCUGGGAGGGCGGGAGCCCUCUGUCCUGGCCAACGAGUCCAUCCUGACGAAGGGGUUGGUGGUCCGCAGCUGGAGCAACCAAAUAGCCAUCCGCUUCCAGAGUGAGCAGCAGCCUCGGCCGGGAUCCUUCCUCCUGCGAUACCAAGACGAAGGAGAGAGCUCGUUUGUUGAUUCUGUUUCUUUUUACCCCCCCCACCGACCUCUCUCACCCCCACCCCCACCCCCCACCCUCUUUCCUUGCCCUCUGACCCCUGCAGCCGCCUGCGGGGGCGUCGUCAGGAACGCCACGGUGGGCCGCAUCGUUUCCCCCGGUUUCCCCGGCAACUACAGCAACAACCUGACGUGCCACUGGGUGCUGGAGGCGCCGGAGGGGCAGCGGCUGCACGUCCACUUCGAGAAGGUGGCGCUGGCCGAGGACGACGACAGGCUGCUCAUAAAGAACGGGAACAACAUCGACUCGGCGCCCGUGUACGACUCCUACGAGGUGGAGUACCUUCCCAUUGAGGGCUUGGUCAGCAGCUCGCGGCACUUCUUCGUGGAGCUCACCACGGACGGGUCAGGAACGUCCACUGGGGCCGCUCUCCGCUACGAAGCCUUUGCCCCAGGACACUGCUACGAGCCCUUCGUGAAAUACGGCAACUUCACCAGCAGCGACGUGAACUACCCGGUGGGCACGGUGGUGGAGUUCGCCUGCGAUCCCGGCUACACCCUGGAGCAGGGCUCCAUCAUCAUCGAGUGUGUGGACCCCAACAACCCUCAGUGGAACGAGACCGAGCCAGCAUGCAGAGCGGUCUGCAGUGGGGAGAUCACCGAUUCUGCAGGAGUGGUGCUCUCUCCCAACUGGCCAGAAGCUUACGACAAGGGGCAGGACUGCAUCUGGGGGAUACACGUCGAGGAGGACAAGAGAAUCAUGUUGGACAUCCAAAUGCUACAUGUGGGGAAGAACGACGUGUUGACGUUCUACGAUGGAGAUGACCUGACAGCGAAGAUCCUGGGACAGUACAGUGGUACCCAUGGCCGCUUCAAGCUCUAUACCUCUAUGGCUGACGUCACCAUCCAGUUCCAGUCUGAUCCUGCCACUAACAUCUUUGGCUACCACAAUGGAUUUGUCAUCCACUUCUUUGAGGUCCCCCGAAAUGACACCUGUCCAGAGCUCCCCGAGAUUCCCAAUGGCUGGAAGACCACCUCACACCCAGAGCUCAUCCAUGGCACAGUCGUCACGUACCAGUGCUAUCCUGGGUACGAUGUGGUGGGGACAGAGAUCCUGAUGUGCCAGUGGGAUCUAACAUGGAGCGGGGACCUGCCCAGCUGUGAAAAAGUGGUCACGUGUGCAGACCCCGGGACCGCGGAGCACAGCCGCAGAGUGAUGUCAGGGCCCCGGUUCACGGUGGGCUCCACGGUGCAGUACGUGUGCAACAAGGGCUACGUGCUGUCGGGCAACAGCCUGCUCACCUGCUACAGUCGGGAUUCUGGGAGCCCCAAGUGGAGCGAGAGGCUGCCCAAGUGUGUUGGUAAGUGCGAACCCCCCAGCCCAGACCGGGGGCGUCUCAGGCAGAGAGGGUGUCUUUGCUCCUUUCUAGCUUCCAGUUCCGAGUAUUUAAAUGAACGGAGAUUAGACGUUGCGAAGGCAUCAGCUGACUACCCUAUGGAGGGGACAAACAUCGCGAUUGCAGUCCUCAUUCCGGUGGUGAUCAUCGCCAUUCUCAUCAUGGGGAUGUACCUCUACUUCUCAAAGGUCCAGGGCAAAUCCUUAAGGCUUCCUCUGUCCACCUCACACCCGUACGACCACAUCACAGUGGAGUCGGCCUUCGAUAACCCCAUCUACGAGACUGGAGUAAGUACCGACUCUAUGCACCUGAGAGACGUGGACUCGCAAAACACCAUCGUCCUGUCUUGAUCACCCCCUCCGCUGCCGCUGCUUGCUGCCUGCCUGCCAUCUCAGGGCUGAACAGCAGAGGGCUCCACUCACUCACACCCCUGCAUGCUGGUCAGCUGCGGAGGUCAGGGAGGAUUAUCCUACACGGGCUCUGGCCAGCACAGUGUUCAGCACACAGCCCCGGCUAUCUGCUCCCUUGUUGGGCAUCUACCAUCCCCAUCGGAGGCACUUUCACUUUGUCAUUACAGGCAUUAAGUGUAGCCUCAUGCCUUCACAGCAUAAGACAAGACUUUUUAUUAAAUCUUCCCUCUACUGCUGCUUAAUCUUUAUUUUAAUGCCAGAUGUGGUUGAUAGCUUUUGCAGUACUUGUAUGUGGUGCAUUCAUAGCUCGUUCUGGAUCCUUUUAGCCAAAAUUGUGCCCCUCACUUUUGGAGCAAUGCUUGGCAACAGUGUAUUCACACCCCGGAAAAUUUGUCUCAAUGAUAUUAACACCCUUUGCACCAGAGCAGACUUUGGGGAUGUGCCUGAUGUUCUGCACACUGCAAUUCUCUAUGUAUUUUGUAUGUGUGUGUACAUGUGCCCUGCAAAGGUUCAUUGCAUGAGUAUGUCCAGGGCAUUGUCCCACCUUGUGCCCCGUACUUCCCAGAAUAGGCUCCGGAUUUCUGCGAUCCCACAAGGAAUAUGGAAGCAGUUAUCCAAUAGUGCUUGGAUGGGCAGUAUACAUGAAGGACAGUACCAGACAGAAUACAAGUAGAGCACAGGCCUAGGGAUGGGGAGAAUUUUCCUACAGUGUUGUAGAACAGUUACUGACGGCUACAGAAAAUCCGUUUUUAAUAAUGCUACUUAGCAUGACUAAAGCACACUUGUAAGCUGAUAUAGUUCACCUUCCAGAGCUGUACUGAUGUAAUCAUAUUAGCUGAUCUAUGUCAGCUUUGGUCACCCACAAUGCAUGUGAUGCAAAUUGUGUUUACAACUGAGCAACAGCCCCAAACAUUGACCUCCUCUACUGUGUGACCUGGCUUGUCUGUUCUGUGGCUUCACAGUACUGUCCUCCUGAUUUGUUCUUACAUUGUCAACCUGGCCUCUUACAGAUCUGCUACCAUUUUUUUUAUCUUUUCAAAGUUAUCAACCCUUGCAGUAAUCUGGAGCAGUUUCUGGAGAAUGCUAGUUUAUAGGUAGUAGAGAGAUUGACGUUUCUAAAAGUAAUAUUAGAAUAUUUAAUUAAAAAGUACAAAUGUAUUUUCUGUAGUAUCUAAUCUUGAAGAAUUGAUUUGCAGUGUUUGGUAAAACAGUAUUUGUGCAAUAUUAAAUAUACUUAGGUUAUAUCAUGCAAGCAUUAAUGUAUAUCAGAAGUGUAAGUAAUAUAUCUCUUAUAAAUUACAUAUUUUUGCAGUCUAAUUUUGUAGUUUUGCUGAAGAACCACACUUAAGAUUUGAUUUUUUCGUUUAUAACAGUAAUUGAAAUGUCAGUUGCUAUGAAUGUACUGUAUUUUGAAACAGUUGUUGUAUUAAGACUAUCUCUGUGUGUUAAAGGGAUGUGUUUUCUGUGUGUACUCCUAGGAAAGGAUUUUUAAAUUCUCUGCUGUGUGGCGUGUUACGCAAUAAUUACAUUUUGCAUAGAUGCAUUCUCAAAAUCAGCACUGUGGAAAGAAUAUGAAAGUGUUAUGACAAAUGCAUUUAAAUUAAACUGACAGAAAACUGA
Messenger RNA from Lepisosteus oculatus (spotted gar), 4711 nucleotides. The record is from RefSeq and is a predicted model, not a curated record. NCBI's taxonomy places the organism in Eukaryota, Metazoa, Chordata, Actinopteri, Semionotiformes, Lepisosteidae.